Molecule: messenger RNA, 1802 nt
Organism: Paramisgurnus dabryanus
Lineage: Eukaryota; Metazoa; Chordata; Actinopteri; Cypriniformes; Cobitidae
Gene: nipsnap2
Product: nipsnap homolog 2
Cellular component (GO): mitochondrion
Source: RefSeq, a predicted model, not a curated record
UUGCGCCCUCUGUUGAACUGCUAGAGUUAAACUCUUCCUGCAGUCUCUGCCUGUUAUCAGUGAAAGAUGGCGACCAGAGUCCUUCAGAAGGCUUGUUCCGGCCUUUAUCAGGCAACACACAGGGUCAGGACAAAGGGAUGUGUUACCUCUGCGAUCAGGUGCCUGUCAGUGUCUAGUAAUCGUCAUCGAGAGGACAGCUGGUUUAAAUCGCUGUUUGUGCGAAAGGUGGACCCGAGGAAAGACGCUCACUCUCAUCUAUUAGCCAAAAAAGAAGAUAACAAUUUAUACAAAAUACAGUUUCACAAUGUUAAACCCGAGUGUCUCGAGGCGUAUAACAAACUCUGUGAGGAUGUGCUGCCGUCCAUCCAUAAUGACAAACAUUACCCGUGUGAGCUGGUGGGCACGUGGAAUACUUGGUAUGGAGAUCAAGACCAGGCUGUGCACUUGUGGAGAUACAGAGGAGGAUAUCCAGCUCUUACUGAAGUCAUGAGUAAACUGAAAAAUAACAAGGAGUUUAUGGAGUACAGGAAUGAGAGAGGAAAGAUGCUUCUGUCUCGUAAGAAUCAACUUCUGCUGGAGUUCAGCUUCUGGAACGAACCCGUGCCACGAGACGGACCCAACAUAUAUGAACUCCGCACCUAUCAACUGAGACCUGGUACCAUGAUUGAAUGGGGCAAUAAUUGGGCUCGGGCUAUUGGCUACCGGCAGCAUAACCGUGAAGCAGUGGGUGGUUUUUUCUCACAGAUAGGAAGCUUGUAUAUGGUUCAUCAUCUCUGGGCAUACAAAGACCUGCAGUCUAGAGAAGACACGAGGAACGCCGCCUGGCGGCAUGAAGGAUGGGAUGAAGCUGUAUAUUACACUGUGCCUCUCAUUCAGCACAUGGAGUCUAGGAUAAUGAUCCCGAUGAAGGCGUCACCUUUGAAGUAACCUAUGCUGUUAAAACCACCACCAUCAGGACGUCUGAUAGAUUUAUGUUUUCCAAUCAGCUUCAUACAAACAUGUUUCAUGUGGUCAUAAAAAAAUAAUCGUACCAAACCAAAUAAUAUUUUCUGUGAAUUUAGCCUUGCAUUCUUUUUAAAUAUAUCUGUUUCUUAUGUUUGUGCCACAUCUACAUUGAAAUGUAUUAAGGAUCUAAAAUUGAACUCUGCUGUAAUACAUUAUGACUGACAGAUGACAUGCUUUUAAAAUCUGUUGGGAUUCAUAACAUUUUCUUAGUAUCAGACAGUAUGUUUUUCAAGCUCCAGUGAAAUACAGUUUUGGCUUUUUUACAUUUUUCAAACUACUAAAGAAGCAUGUUGUGCUUCAGGAGAUUCACUGUAGCUAAUUUAUUAAAGUAUUUAUUGCAUAUUUCCUGGACUAUAAAAUACACUUUCAGGUUUUGCUGUUACAUGAUAAAUACAACAUUAACUAUUGAACAUAUUUAAACAGAUUUUAUCCUUGUACAAUAACAAUCACUUGACUAAAAUAAAUGCCUUUAUUUACACUAAAUAAAAAUAACAUCAGUCAACAUCUAAAAGCCAUGUUGGGGAAAGCACGUGUAUAAAGAAAUGACUGUACUCCACUUUAAUCAUUUAUAUUUUUAUUGCAGGAGUACACAGACUUGCUUUUGAAGUGUUGGGUUGAUUUUUUUUGUUGUUGUUUCUGUACAAUGUCUUGUUUUCUGGUUGAAUAGUUUUUUCAGUUGUAUUUUAGUUACAGAUUGAUUUCCUCUUAUGAUUUUGCUUUCUUUGUGGUUGUUGAAUGGAAUUUGGCAGCAGAAAAUAAAUGGACUGUAACGGUUUAAUAAAUCAAGCUAUAUCCUA